AUGGCACCUCGAGGGUUUAUAAACCCAACUCCAAAGACUGAAUCAGCGCGUUCUGCCUUAAGUUCUUUUACGUGUACCCUUUGCAAUAAAUCGUAUUCUCGACACCCAGAAUACGAAGCACAUAUUUCUUCUUAUGACCAUCAACAUCGCAAACGCCUACAGGAUCUGAAACAGUUAUCACGGGACCCUAAUGCUGCUGAGAAAGCAAGACGGGCAGAGAAAAAAGCCGAUGCAGAAGCUGGGCUAAGAGUAAUCGACACCAAUAAGAAUGGUACAACUACAGGAAUAGGAGGGGCGACCAAAGCUGGAGGUAGUGGAGGAGGAUUCAAGAAAGGAGGGUUCAAGAGCUCCUUUACAGCUGUGAAAGGGCCUGCAGCACCAACAAAGAAAAACGUGCUUGGGGAUUAUGAUGAUGACAAUGAUCAAUUGGAAAUAGCCGAAACGAAUGAACUUGUUCAAGAUCGACUGCUUAAUGGCUCAAGUGGCUUCCAACAUGACAAUACACAGAGCGACACCGAUGAAGAGUACGAAAAUAAUGGGGGAGGCGGUGAAUGGUAUGACCCUCGGAGACCGACAGAUUGUUCUUCAACGUGCACUGGGGCUAGAACAGUGAAAUCCACCCCUACUAUGGUGUAG
Messenger RNA from Aspergillus tanneri, 636 nucleotides. Its product is annotated as putative C2H2 finger domain protein. The record is from RefSeq and is a predicted model, not a curated record. The coding region runs from base 1 to 636 and encodes 211 amino acids. NCBI's taxonomy places the organism in Eukaryota, Fungi, Ascomycota, Eurotiomycetes, Eurotiales, Aspergillaceae. The transcript is spliced from 3 exons.